Alternaria alternata is the source of this 2119-nucleotide messenger RNA. Its product is annotated as protein phosphatase PP2A regulatory subunit A. The transcript is spliced from 6 exons. Gene Ontology annotation, cellular component: cytoplasm; protein phosphatase type 2A complex. Gene Ontology annotation, molecular function: protein phosphatase regulator activity. Gene Ontology annotation, biological process: protein dephosphorylation. Bases 16 to 1857 code for a protein of 613 amino acids. The record is from RefSeq and is a predicted model, not a curated record. Lineage: Eukaryota; Fungi; Ascomycota; Dothideomycetes; Pleosporales; Pleosporaceae.
CCCAGACCCUGAACCAUGGACGCGAAUCAAAAUGACGAGCUUUACCCCAUCGCCGUGCUCAUCGACGAGCUCAAGCACGACGACGUUAUCCUCCGCCUGAACGCCAUCCACCGACUAAACACAAUUGCCCUCGCCCUAGGCGCCGAGCGGACACGAGAGGAACUCAUACCGUUUCUAGAUGAGUCGGUUGAGGACGAGGACGAGGUUCUCACAGCAUUGAGCGAGGAACUUGGCAAGUUUGUCGAGUACGUCGGCGGCCCAGAGCAUGCACACGUGCUUCUGUCGCCUCUCGAGAACCUUGCAGCAAUAGAAGAGCCCCUUGUCCGGGAAAAGGCUGUCGAAUCGCUCAACAAGAUCUGCGAAGAGCUGUCGCAGCAGCAGAUUGAAGAAAACUUCAUACCCCUCGUCUUGCGCCUAUCUAAAGCCGACUGGUUCACCUCAAAGAUCUCCGCGACGGGACUCUAUCAGACCCCCUACACUCGCGCUACACCCCCUUCACAAGAAGCCCUCAGGCAGCACUACGGCCAGCUAGUGCACGAUGAUACCCCCAUGGUACGGAGACAGGCGGCAAACAACCUCGCCAAGUUCAUCAAGGCCAUGCCGCCGUCCAUUGUCAUCGAAGAGAUGAUUCCCCUCUUCCAGCACCUCGCCGCAGACGACCAGGACAGUGUCCGACUCCUGACUGUCGACAUCCUCAUCGCGAUCGCCGAAGCGGUACCCAAGGAGCAACAGUCGAGCCAUGGUGUUCUCCUGACUGCGCUGCGGAGUCUGUUCGAGGACAAGAGCUGGAGGGUGCGGUAUAUGGUAGCAGACCGAUUUGAGAAGAUUGCGAAAGCCGUCGACGAGGAAGUUGUCAACCGCGACCUUGUGCCAGCCUUUGUCAAGCUUCUCAAGGAUACAGAGGCCGAGGUACGCAGCGCCAUUGCAGGACAAAUUCCAGGUUUCUGCGCGCUGUUGGAGCGUGAGACCCUUCUACACGAGGUUAUGCCUAGCAUAGAGGAGCUGGUCUCCGAUCAGUCUCAGCAUGUUCGCGCUGCGCUUGGCACCCAGAUUAGUGGACUCGCUCCAAUCCUUGGAAAGGAAGAGACCAUUUCGCAUCUCCUUCCCAUGUUCCUGCAGAUGCUCAAGGACGAAUUCCCCGACGUUCGCCUAAACAUCAUCUCCAAGCUCGAGUCUGUCAACAACGUCAUCGGCAUCGAGCUCCUCUCGCAGUCCCUCCUCCCCGCUAUCGUCCAACUUGCCGAGGACAAGCAAUGGCGCGUACGCCUGGCAAUCAUCGAAUACGUUCCUCUCCUCGCGUCGCAACUCGGUGUGCAGUUCUUCGAUGAGAAGCUUAGCAGCCUAUGCAUGAGCUGGCUCGGCGAUACCGUCUUCUCGAUCCGUGAGGCGUCGACUCAGAACUUGAAGAAGCUUACGGAGGUCUUCGGUGUAGAGUGGGCCAACGAUGCUAUCGUUCCCAAGGUCAUGGCUAUGGGCCAGCACCCCAACUACCUCUACCGAAUGACUACAUGCUUCGCCGUCUCAACACUGGCGCCUGCACUGAGUCUGGAUGUCAUUGAACAGUCCAUCAUCCCCAUGAUGGACAAGCUGGUCAAUGACGAUAUCCCCAACAUCAGAUUCAACGUGGCGAAGUCAUAUGGUCAGCUCAUCAACACGCUCAAGCAGCUGCCUGAGCAAGGUACUGUCAUCGCUCUCGAGAAGGCUGGUACACCGGGCCAGGGUUGCCAGAAGGCUACAGAUGUCAUUACCAAGAGCAUCCUGCCGAACCUCGAGAAGCUCCAGCAAGACGACGAUGUAGAUGUACGAUACUUUGCGACGACGGCCGCACAAAGUUUCACGGAUGCGAUGCAGACUUAGAAGAUCCAGCUUCGUCCGUGUUCUUGAAUGUGCAGAAUGACAUCAUGAAUAGCAUCAACGAUGGUUAAUGAUAUGGAACGGCUGCAAAGAAGGGCAUGGCGGUGAGAAAACAGCGUAAGCCGAAAGCCCUGUAGGUGUAGUUCCAAGCUUUGUUUUAUGAGAGUUGAGUGGGCUAGUAGUUGGGCUCACUGGCAAUAAACCACAAAGAUUACCCAGUUAGAAUCAUUCCUGACAGAUUCGCAAUGCAUACUUUGGCGUUAUC